CUCAACCUCUUGUCUUUCCCUUCUCUUGCAAGGGGUCUCGCUCCUCAGAACAAACCAGAGCUCCAAAAAGUGAUGGAAAGACGAAAAAGAGACCAGGUUUUCAAGCAGAAGGAAGAGGAAGCACAGAAGAAGAAAUCAGACUUGGAAAUAGAGCUGCUCAAGCGACAACAGAAACUAGAACAACUUGAACUUGAGAAGCAGAAAAUCCAGGAGGAGCAAGAAAACGCACCUGAAUUUGUCAAAGUGAAAGGCAAUUUGAGAAGAACAACCCAAGAAACAUCAGAAGCUCCAAACUCCUAGAAGAGGAACUUCUUUAAGACUUGAAGCUGCAGCCCCAGUGGCAGUGGGGGAGUGACUUCUCCAAGAUGUCUGACCCAUUUGCCCUGGAUCUGGUGAAAAACAUGGUCAAUACAAGGUCAAUUCCUGGAACCUGUGUGAAUUGAUGACUGCUUAAAAGUCAAAACUUGCCAGUAAUAAUAUGGAGAUCAGAGGAUAAACAAGCAACCAGCUUUCCUAUCCAAAAUAAGAUAGGGAAUCCAUUUGGGUUGUUGGAUUGCUUAUUUACUCCUGAUCAUGCUUAAUGAGCAUCUCAGGCUAGCAUGUCUGCAUCUUUCCUCCUUGUUCCUACUUUGUGGAGUUCUGCUAUGCAGGAAAACAAAGUGCUUUGAAACCACUUUUUAGUUACAUUCAGUGUGGAAACUUGGCUUCAGAAAUGGAGCUGCCCUUUUCCAUCUUUUGUGUAAAUAGAAAUUCCUUUAGACUUGAAGCUGGAUUUAUCACAUCUAUGACUAGCGUGUAGGGUGUACCACCAUGGCUAUGAGGGAAACUGAAAAAGAAAGUGGGAAAUGCAAUGGCCUCAGUCAGUAGGUUGCUAACAUGUAUUCUUUGUCACUUCUGCAGUUGUAGGGAAACGGACGUUUUGCCCAGCAACAUUCACAGGGUGACUAAACUCUUUCCUCCCCUCUAUCCACCCAACCUUGCUAUGCAGAAUUCUGCUUUAUCGUUGAUUCUUCUGACAAACGCUUUUGUCGCUAUGUCUGCAUUGCAGUUGACAUUUACUUUUAUGAGGGUUUCAAAAACUGCAUAGCUGGGUUUCUGAUUCUCAGCUGUAUUGCAGUUUGUGGGACAGCCUGAGAACCUCCUGGUCAAAGAAGUAGCAACCACUAAGAAUAGUUCUGCGCACCAUUUUUCAUGUCCUGUGCAGCUUUGUUAUUUUCUUUUAAAGUUAACAAACCAAGCAAGUUUGGAAUAAUGUUGUCAGACCUUUGACUGUGGAGUGGAAUACUUAAAAACUUGAGAUCCUCUUUAUUUUCAUUCUUCUCCAUGAAAUCUGGUUACAUUUCCACCUGGAGGUAAGCCCCAUUAACGUUAGAGGAACUUACUUCUGGACAGAUGGAUAUAAGAUUGCAGACUAGCUUAACUUGAUAUUUCUUUGAAUGUUCCACUAUCCAAUUCUUUGUCUGGUUUCCCUUUUCAACUAGUGAGAAUUCCAGUGAGAGACAAGGACAAAAACAAUGUAUUUCCAAGAAAAAUCUCAGGGUGGGACUUUCUUCCAACAGUCCGAAGCUGUAGUUUGCCCAGUGGCAUCUACAAUGGGGGAGUCAAAAAAGUCAAGAUGGCAGCUGUGACCAUUUGACCAAAGCCCCUCCCCUUUUUUACAUGUGACAAAAGGAGCAGAGCUUUGAUCAUGCAGUUGCAGCUGCCAUCUUGACUUUUUAAGUCAAGACUUAAAGACUUUUCACCCCCACCCAUGGACAACCCUGAAUUGGCUCCAAUGUUUUGUCCAGCGUUUCUGGCUAGAUUUGGCCAUCUUGUAAAAUUACCUCUUGAUAGUUGAUCCUUUAUAGGAGUUCAAAGAGCAAGCCAUAGUUUUCUAUAGAUGGACCACACUAUGAUUUUUUGUCACUUCAGGAAUUCCAGCUGUUUACUCUGCUGGCUAGGGUUGGUGGGAAGUUGAUGGGAUUUUAGUACAGUCCAUCUGGAGAACACAAUUGGGGAAUGGUUAGCCUGUAUGUCAUCAGUGGGACAUGAUACAUAGAUGGCAUUUUAUUUUAUUUUAUUUUAUUUUAUUUUUUUAACCUAGUGUCAGAAAACUACUGAAGUCUGGACACAUGUAUUCUGGGAACAAAGCUAACCAAACAUGGAUAGGGAGAACUUCUAGCAAGUGUGAUCAGUGUAGCCUAACCUUGAUUUUAGUUCAUUUAUGUGAGUGCUUGUCACAUGUGUGUAAUGUUUCUUGCACUUGUGCAUUUGGGUAUGCAGAUUGCUGUAAACCCUCAGAGCUAGUCUUCAGUAGGGAUCAGAAUAUGUAUAUAGAAAGUUAGCAAUACACAAUCCCAUUCAAUAGCUACUUAAAUUGGAUCAGAUCCACAGUCUCCAUUUCAUCUUCCUCUUGCAAUUACAUCCAAGCAAAAUCCUGACAGUGUUUAUACCGAUAUCAGUUGAUAUGAGUAAGUGAUGUAUUUAGUCAUUGCUGAAGGCAGUGGAAAUUAGAAAAACCACUUCAGCCCCGGUCUUGGGUCUGACAACAAGCAAUCUUUCCCUUGGUGUGAAGCUUCUCAAGGUGUCAGGAUCCAGGCACUGGAUUUUGAGAAUAAAAUCACAUUAUCAGUCCAAGCCAAUGAGAAAUAGGUUUCUCUGAGAUUUAAUUUACUUCUAAUUUAAAUCCUGACACAAGUUAUUUUAUCGCUGACUUGGAUUUAUAGGGCCAUGUCUUUUUAGAAUUGUGCAUACAAAGGCAUUGAUAGAAAAUAUGCUUCUGGAUUGCACUGCCACUUAAAGGUGAAACCGGAGAGCUUGCUUUUUGAGAAAGUGGGCCUCUUUUGCGACACAGGUAUGUGACAAUUCCACUUUUCAUUUCUUCUUCUUGGACUGGAGGCAAAUAGAUCGUACACCCGCACUGCCAUUGGAUUUGCCACUAACCUUUCCCCUUCUCUAACUAGCCCACUGCACCAAGAAUUUUGAGGUGGUGGGAACACUCAGAACACUUUGGGUUUUCCUUUUGGGAAAAGAUUUGCCUUCAAGGAUCCACUAGCUCCUGUGUGUUUCUCAAGCUGUGCCAUUUAAUUCAUCCCUUAGUCUUCUAGAGAGUUAGAUUCGCUUCUGGAUUCCAAUUCCAUAGCCAACUUCCAGCUCAGUGGGUAUCAACAAGUUCACAACACUUGGUAUCAUCAUUUCAAAUGAAUUUUGACCCCUAAGCCUUUGAAUGUAGGGAAGAACUCUUCCACCGCACUAAAACCAGAUCUGCUGAAUGCAUUAAAGGACUUAAAUCUGCUCCUGAUGUAGCUAUGAAUGAGGUCAACCAGAUUUGUGAGGUGAGGAUAGAUGUUUCCGAAAACAACUGAAAAACUUAUUUUGUAGAUACCGUACACAGUAGUCAUAGGGUUAGGGUGGGAAAUACUAAGACUAUUAUCUAGCAGAAUGUAAAUAAUACCUUUAGCCCAGUGUUACUCAACCCUGGGAACUUUAAAAUGUGUGGGACUUCAACUCCCCGAAUUCUCCAGCCAGCCAUGCUGACUGGGGAAUUCUAGGAGUUGAAGUCCACACAUCUUAAAGUUCCCAAGAUUGAGAAACACUGCUUUGGCCCAUCUAAGAACUCUGCAAGAUUUUUUUGCAUAGGAAUCCAGAAUUUUGUUUUGGGUCAGUAUAACAACAACAAUACCAGCAGUAUAACAUUAAAUCAGGUUUUGACAAAUAUUCUAACAUUGUUCAGCUCUUUUUAUUAGCCGAAAGCAGUCAAGAUUGUGAUUAUAACUUUACCAUUUUUCAGAAGUGUCAAUCUGAAUAUCUUCAGCUGAGCUAUUUUAUUUUAAAAGUGAUUGUCUCCUUUUAGAAAUGUUGUCUUUUUAAAUGAUCAAUGCUUUUAAAAGAGUUUUUAGCUGGUUAAGGUGGCAAAUUAGCAUUGCCUUCCAGUUCUUUAGGUUAGGCUAUUCUUUUAUGUCUUCACUUGUUUCUCAGUGUACAUAUAUAAAUAUUAAAAAGGGAGCCUUAAUGGGAUUUGUUUUCAUAAUUUAAUAUUUUUUGUAUUUGCUCUUGCCUACUUGUUUUUAACAAAGUGUUACAAAAAUGAGGGUGGAAUUCUUAGAACCAAAGUUACUACUUAAUAAAAAUGUAUUACAUGCUUGGAAUAUGCAAUGGUGUGAACAUGUGGCCUCAGUCUCCGUUGUGUUUAAUGUUCAGUUUCAUCACUUUAGAAUUAUAUUCUUUUGCUCUUCUAACAACAAACGAUUCCAAAGUCUUAUGCAUAAGCAAGGUGUCACUGUUAGGCAGAACAUUUUUAGCAAAAGUAGUUUAAUUGCUCUACUUCCCUCAAUAGAUGCCUGAUUUAAACAAAGCAUUUAUUUUAUCUGUGCCCUAGUCUUAAAUGAAAAGAUAAGAAUUCCCACCUAAUUUAGGCCUCCAAAAAUCUUAGAUUCAACCUAAAUCUUUAUGGGCAAUGAGCACUUCAGUAUUUAAUUAAUCCAAUCUGCACCCCGGUUUUCAGUAUAGCUUUUACUUCUGCUUUUAGGCAGAACUUACGGGGCCACCUUGCAAGUGUUAAAACUGAUAUGUUGAGCAUACUUGAAUGUCAGUCAACAGUCUGGCUCUUUAAAAAGGAGAAGUUGGGCACAAUCCAGCAAAGUUAACAAUGCUGUUGGGCUUUAGUUGGGCAAAUAAAAACACGUUGAACUUCAGAUGGAUUGCAUUUGUUUUCGUAAACCUGUUAAAUUCUAAACAAGUUACUCAGAUUGAGGCACAUUGAAUUGCUAAGCUACUGUUGCCUGGGUUCACUCACCACAAGAAACAAUUAACCAUCCUCUCUCUGAGCUACAAGGGCUGGAUUCAUGUAUUGUGCUAAGCCAGUGCUAGGUCAGCCACAUUGUGGCUUAGGGCAGCAGGUUCACUUAAUUGGUUUUGCAACUGUUUGCCAUGUCCAACCCAUGAAUGUCCUACAUUUCAAAGGUUUGCUGUUGUUGGGAAACAUGGCAAAUGCUGCUGCUAUAUUCACUUUUGAUUUAAGGCUUCCUUCUCCCAAUGUAGCACCCAUCAUCAUCUUGGUGUUUGCAAAAUCCCCGUUCCAAGUAACUGACCUGAGAGAAGACACAUUUUUAGCAAAUCAAGAUAGAAGAGGACUAGAAACCAGCUCUGAAUUUUUCACCUAAUGUAGCUAUCCUAUUGUCAACUCCAAGAGUCAACAUCCCCCAAAGGGCCCAUUUUGUAGUGUUCCCUUAGGACACAGCAUGUUCUGUGAAUUAGCCUUACAGCAGGACAACUGACUAGGAGUUGCUGCUGGUUUCACUAUUCACUAUCCCUACAGAAUAACGUUCAGGAGACAAUCUUCAUUUGAAAGCAGAGAGGAACACUGGCUUGCUCUGCAGAGAGAAUUUUAACAAAACGUGGAAAACUCUCCAAAAAAAAUUCCAGAAUUGAGGUAACACAAAUAAUGGCUAUAAGAAGGCUUUGGUACUACAUCACCAACAUGUAUGUCUUAAGCCUUUAGUUUUCAGUCUGAUCCCAUAGUAAUAUGUGUAUAGCUCUUCCUCCAAAUGAGACAGCCAUGGAGCCUGGGGGGUGGGAAGAGAAACUGUCUAUACUUCUCACUUGGAUCCUCCUAGAGUGGGCUACAUGAGUGGGUGCUGUUUUUUGUUUUACUGCUUGGCAGUUGGGUGCCUUUUUCGUGCUUUGCAAAGCCCUAUUUUCCUCUGUCUAUAAUCUUUUAAUGUGAUUUAAAGUAGGGGGACUUGGCACAGCAUGUGGCAGUAAGUGUUAAGCUUCUGAAGAGUGCCACAAGGGUGUCUCUACUCAAAAGGAGCAAAAGAAUGGAUAUUCCGGCAGUUGAUUGAAAAAUGGCUUGUCUCACCUUAUCUCAAAGUAAUUGUCCAGCAAAACCAGUUGUUGACCAGAACUUUCCUGUAGAGUGAAUGCAUCUUACUCCAUAACUUCAUUGGUUACUUAUCACUGAAUCCCUGGGGAAGGACGGAAUAAAUUUCACCACUGCCAAUCUAUGUCUGCUCAAGUUUGCCAAGCUUGGCUAGAAGAAUCAACAUGCCAUUUUGUUAUCCUAAUUCUGGAAGAGGCUGCUGAGGCCACAAGGGACCAAGAUUUUGCUCAGGGCAGGAAUCCACAGCAUCAGAGGGAGUGGGCUGACAAGGAUGUGACCUACCUCCCCCGUUCACUGAAGAUCUGAAAGGGGAUAAACAAAAAAGUCCCUGCAUUCCAAAAUGCAACUCUCUUCAGAAACGUCUGGCAAUCCACAGUCAUCUGCUCCUGACACCCAAUUCAGAUUUUCUUCGGACUCCUUCACUCAACAUGAUUAAGUAUUGGAACAGUUUAAAUCUAUUUGAGAUAAAAUUUAGGUGUACUGGCGAGAGGUCUUGGGGAGCAAUACUGAACAAGACUGCAAAUCCGUGUGAAUAUACCAUUUAAGGCUCCGGUGUAAAAACAUCAAAGCCCCAUUUAAAUAUGGUUUAAAAUAGGGAUAGCUAAUCUAAAGUAUCAGCAAAAAUUGCUGCUGUGUUCAAAUGUGUCAUAUCUGCAACCAUCAGGACUAGGAGCAUGCAUAUCUGUUAAAAAUAAUUAUCCCCUCCAAGUGUAUCUCAUCUGCAGCCACAAAGACUCAAAGCAUGAUUAUUUUUUUGUGAAUAAAAUUCACAGCAACUGAAUAUUAGGAUUUUAAAGGGCUUCAUGCAAGAGGUCUGAGGCUAGUUACACUAUGAUGAUGAUUAGGACUUCAAGAAGCCAGUUUUGCUUGCCAAUCUUGUAAAAACAUGAUGCAUGUCUAGAAAGCUAUGCUUCCAAGCUGAAUGGUUUUUCUCAUACAGGAUGUUGCAUUUAACGGUGACCUGAACAUUCAGAUGCUGAUUUAAAAUUGGGCACAAGGUUUUUGGAUGGAGAGGCCAAGUUAUUAUCUCAGGUAGUUGCAUCAAGCCUUCUUUAAGUCUCUGUGUGUGUGCGCGCGCACGUGUGUGUGUGUAAGUAAAAUGUGCAAGACAAUCAGAAACUGAAAUGGCUUGUGUUCUCAAAGUGUCGUCUUAACACUCCAGGGCUAUUUUCUGUUUCUGUUUUCAAAUGACAAGACAAAAUGGUAUUUUCAAAGGGGACAAUAUUUGCUUCUGGCAAUACUUUGUUUUCUUUUAAUACUGACAAGUUUUUGACCAUUUUUUAAAAAAAUUAGAACAGUUAAGUUCAAUGCUCCUCAAAUGUAGGUCAAUUUAUGUUGGUAUGUUACCUUGUUUUACAGAUACAAAAUAAAAUAAUUUCUUCUUCCCAAUAGCUGGUUGCUUCUCUGUUUUUGUUCUUUUUCAGAAAAACAAGUCUUGUCUUAUAUAGUUU
This is a messenger RNA of Python bivittatus (Burmese python), 7311 nucleotides long. NCBI's taxonomy places the organism in Eukaryota, Metazoa, Chordata, Lepidosauria, Squamata, Pythonidae. The record is from RefSeq and is a predicted model, not a curated record.